Anneissia japonica is the source of this 2660-nucleotide messenger RNA. Its product is annotated as tripartite motif-containing protein 2-like. Gene Ontology annotation, cellular component: nucleoplasm; chromatin. Lineage: Eukaryota; Metazoa; Echinodermata; Crinoidea; Comatulida; Comatulidae. The transcript has a single exon. Gene Ontology annotation, biological process: positive regulation of DNA-templated transcription. The record is from RefSeq and is a predicted model, not a curated record. The coding region runs from base 15 to 2147 and encodes 710 amino acids. Gene Ontology annotation, molecular function: zinc ion binding; ubiquitin-protein transferase activity; protein binding.
AAGCGUUACAGUUUAUGAAUAAAAAAGAUCUUGAGUGUGCCAUCUGCCUCAGCAGGUUUAACCAACCAAAGACACUGAAAUGCAUGCACACCUAUUGUCUACAGUGUAUCCAGAAAUGGGUGGAAACUCAUGGGAAGAUGAAAUGCCCAAUAUGUGGACAAGAACAUGAUUUAACAAAAGAAGACCUAAAAAAGCUGGCUUCCAAUACAAUGAUAAGUCAAUUACUAGAGUAUGUCAUGAAAACUGAGGAUCAGAAACCAACUAACUGCUCUUUUUGUGACAACCAACCAGCAUACCAUUGCUCAACAUGUCAACUGUAUCUAUGUGGAGCUCAAUGUGUCAAACAACACAAGGCAGUACCUUUAACUAAGGAUCAUCCACUUUACACACUAGACAAGAAAGAACAAGAUGGCAAACAAAUCAAUUGCCAAGUUCACUGCAACACCCCACUGGAAUUUUACUGUUCCAAUUGCAACAAGUCAGCAUGUAAGAAAUGUGAACACAUCCUUCGCUGUUAUCAAAAACAACAUAAAGUGAUUCCAAUGUCAACUGCUGUAGAGAAAUUUAACAAAGAUGCCAAUGAUAUUGUUGAGUUAGCUCAUAAAAUUGAAAAGACAUUAACAGAAAAACAAGAAACUUUAACUAAAGAUAGAUCAGAAUUCGAUUCCCAAUUGAUGUUAUGCAGAACAGCUAUAAAAAUUCAGGAAAAGAAACUUCUCAGGAAAGUUCAAGAGAAAAGCAAGGAAUUACUAAUAGACCUUGAAAUUAUAUACAAAAAAAAGAAAGAAAAUUUUGACAGUGAAGUUAAUGAUAUCGAUUCAAAGAUUACUCAAAUAAAGAAUCUGAUAGUCUCAACCAAUACAAUGAUGAACAAACCAGAAGAAAUUAAAACUCUUUUAUCUCAUAAAACAACUGUAAAAGCUGUUAAAGAUAAAGUCCUAGGAACUGACUUUGAUCAGUCAUUGCAAAUGAGGACUAUCACACCUAACUUUAUUCCAUCUGUGCAACUGGAUGAGUUGAUGAAUACAGAGGGCAUUGGUAGAAUCACAAUUGUUGAUAGCCUGACAUACAAGGUUGCUGAAGAUGAUGAACACAUUACUGUAACAAAAGGUCAACCAUUUGUAGUGAAAGUAUCAAGUCUGACAGAGUGUGAUGCAUGCCAAUUAGCUGCUACUUUAAUAAACUUCUCAAGUGAAGAAUCACCAACUAAAGUAGAAUAUGAUGAAAACGGACAUUACAAAAUAACAGGUAGAUGCAAUGUGGAAGGUGAUUGGCAAAUGAAGAUAACUGCUGGAGGUGUGGACAUCAAAGGGUCUCCAGUGAAUAUCAAGGUGGAAAAACUUGGACUUGUUCAUAUCAUUGAUAACAUAUCUGAUUAUGGAGAACAUAUCGAAGUGGCAGAUGUAAUAUCAGAUACAGAUGGAUAUAUUUUAGUAUCAACCUUAAGUACAGAUAUAUUGAAAUUCAACCAAUCAGGUUCAUUUGUUGCUAAAAUACAGGCACCACAGGAUUUCCAGGUCAAUGGAAUGCAUCAACUGGGUGAUGGGCAUGUGAUAUUUACAGAUCAAUUAGGAAAAUGUGUAGUAAUGUGUGAUGAUAAAUUUCAAGAAAUCCAUUCAUUUGGUAAAGAGAUAUUGAAGUGUCCACAAGGCUUGGCAGUAAACAAAGAAACUAGAGUCCUGUAUGUAGCAGAUUGUCAUGCUGACUGUGUGUUUAAAUUCAAUGUUGAUGAUGGUACACUACUGGGUAAGAUAGGUUCAGAGGGUAGUGAAGGAGGUCAAAUGAAUGAACCACAAGAUGUCACUUUAACUAAGGAAGGUCAUGUGAUUAUUUCUGAUUUCGGAAAUAAAAUAAUACAAAUUUUUAAUACUAGUGAUGAGUUAAUAAAAUUCUUUGUAUGCUGUGGUGGGAAAUAUGAUUAUAUUGUUAGUCCUACUGCUGUAUUGAUGGAUAUGGAUGAAAACAUAAUGGUUUCAAGUCAUGAAAAAUUACAAUUAUUUGAUAAAAAUGGUGUCUUCAUAAAACGAAUAGAUCAUGAAGAUGAUGGAUUAUGUCUUCCAAGUGGAAUCAGUAUAAUCUCCAAGAGACCAAGAAGAGUAGCUGUAGCAGACCAUGGAUCAAACAAUGUUAAAAUAUUCAAUUAUUAAAAUGAAAAUUAAAUACAUGAAUCCUAGUAUCAUAUACAUUUCACAUCUAUUUUUAUACAUUAAUGAAAAUGAUUGGUUUUAUCAUGUACAGUAGUUUAUAUAAAUCUAUUAAUUUAUAUUUAUUUACUGAUAAUUACAAUAGAAAACUACAUUAUAAUAAAAACAUUGAGUAAUUAUUAGAAAAUAAAUGCAUAAAUCACUACAUAUUAUUAAAUUGUUGUAUUUGUAUAUCCACAAAAUAAACCUCUUUUACUCCAUUGAUAAAAGACAUUGAACAUGAAGGAUGUUUGAUAUUCUACCGCAAGUGAAAAUGGACACAGAGAAGGAUUCUAUAAUUUUAUGGAUUUUUAGUUAUCUGCAGUUUUAGGAAUACUUAUUUUUGUAAAAUUAUUUUAAUUUGUUUUUAGCUUUCGUUGUUCAAGUACUUGGAUUAUUGGUAUGUUUUUUAUCCUAGUUUGAACUACAAUAAUUGUUUAAUAAACUUUAAUAAGUUUAUAAUUCUUAUUUAUUAUA